UGUCAAUUAAAAUGACAAAUCAAAGUUCUUCAAUUCUCUGAUUUCUGUCUAUCCCCGAAGAAUGAAUUGUCUUUUGUAAAUGCACAUUAGCCGAUAGAAAACGAAAUCAUUUAUAGGACGUUCGUACUGAAAAAAAAACUGUGAUAAAUUUUCUUGUGAGCUAUUAUUCAAAAUGCCUUCAUUCAAAGUUAAAGUUAAAUGGGGAAAAGAAAUUUACCCAGAUAUAGAAGUGAACACAGAUGAACCUCCUCUAGUUUUCAAAGCUCAAUUAUUCGCCCUUACGGGAGUACAUCCUGAAAGACAAAAAGUUAUGAUAAAAGGAGUCACUUUGAAGGAUGAUGACUGGACAAAUUUCAAACUGAAAGAUGGCGUAACAAUAUUACUUAUGGGUAGCAAAGAGGAAGAUGUUCCUAAAGAGCCUGUUGAAAAGACAGUUUUUGUUGAAGACAUGAGUGAAAAUGAAUUAGCAACUGCUUUAGAUCUACCAGCAGGCCUAACUAAUUUAGGUAAUACCUGUUAUAUGAAUGCUACAGUUCAAUGCCUCAAGUCAGUCCCAGAGUUAAGGGAAGCGUUACAAAAAUUUGAAGGAAAUAUAGCUAUGAGUAGUAAUAUGAUGCCGGCUCAGUCGAUUACAGCAGCUUUACGAGAUCUUUAUAAUAAUAUGGAGAAAUCUAAAACUAUUCCACCUCUUCUUCUUUUAAAUGUGUUGCAUUUAGCUUUCCCAAGAUUUGCUGAGAAAAAUGAUCAUGGUUAUAUGCAACAAGAUGCAAAUGAGUUUUGGACUGAGCUGAUUAGAAUGCUUCAGCAAAAAUUGCCAGCAAAACAAAACAAUGAUGUUAAUGCAGAAAAAUUCAAAUCUUUGAUUGAUCAGUUCUUUGGAGGAACAUUUGAUGUUGAGCUGAAAUGUACAGAGGCAGAUGAUGAACCAGUUACGAAAAGUAAUGAGCAGUUCUUACAAUUAAGUUGCUUUAUUUCACAAGAUGUUAGAUAUAUGCAUUCAGGUCUGAGAAAUAAACUUCAGGAACAAAUUACAAAAUUUUCACCUACAUUAGGAAGGGAUUCGGUUUAUACGAAAACUAAUAAAAUAAGUAGAUUACCAGCAUAUCUAACUGUUCAAUUUGUCAGAUUUUAUUAUAAAGAAAAAGAAGCCAUAAAUGCAAAAAUUCUUAAGGAUGUUAAGUUUCCCUUAGAUUUUGAUGCAUUUGAUCUUUGUACUCCAGAAUUACAGGAAAAAUUAUCCCCAAUGAGAGCCAAGUUUAAGGAAUUUGAAGACAGGCAAAUAGUACUUGCAUCCGAGUCCAAAGAUAAGGGAAAAAAUAAAGGAGAUUCAAAAUCUAGCGAAGCAUUAAAGAAAUAUGAACCUUAUCAUUUUGAAAAUGAUUUAGGUAGCAAUAAUAGUGGCUAUUAUACUUUACAAGCUGUACUAACCCAUCGUGGCAGAUCUUCAUCUAGUGGUCACUAUGUAGGGUGGGUUAGACAAUCAGGCGAUAGUUGGGUGAAAUGUGAUGAUGAAAAUGUUUCUCCAGUUACAACAGAAGAAAUUUUGAAGCUGUCAGGGGGUGGUGAUUGGCACUGUGCCUAUGUUCUCUUGUAUGGACCUCGACAACUUGAAAUUAUAGAAAAUCUAGAAAAAAUGGAUGAAAGUUAAGAGCAAUAUUUGAUCUCCUGUGCUUUCAGUAAUUAAUUCUAUGCUACGCUUUUAAAUGUAUCUGUAAGAAAAAUGAUCAUUUUUCAAUAAAGAUUUAUAUUUAUUA
Molecule: messenger RNA, 1754 nt
Organism: Harmonia axyridis
Lineage: Eukaryota; Metazoa; Arthropoda; Insecta; Coleoptera; Coccinellidae
Gene: Usp14
Product: ubiquitin carboxyl-terminal hydrolase 14
Exons: 12
Coding region: 173-1648 (491 amino acids)
Biological process (GO): proteasome-mediated ubiquitin-dependent protein catabolic process; regulation of proteasomal protein catabolic process; protein deubiquitination
Molecular function (GO): protein binding; cysteine-type deubiquitinase activity; proteasome binding
Source: RefSeq, a predicted model, not a curated record